Zasmidium cellare ATCC 36951 is the source of this 1518-nucleotide messenger RNA. RefSeq lists its product as uncharacterized. The transcript is spliced from 2 exons. The coding region runs from base 1 to 1518 and encodes 505 amino acids. Gene Ontology annotation, molecular function: transcription cis-regulatory region binding; DNA-binding transcription factor activity, RNA polymerase II-specific; zinc ion binding. Lineage: Eukaryota; Fungi; Ascomycota; Dothideomycetes; Mycosphaerellales; Mycosphaerellaceae. Gene Ontology annotation, biological process: positive regulation of transcription by RNA polymerase II. Gene Ontology annotation, cellular component: nucleus. The record is from RefSeq and is a predicted model, not a curated record.
AUGACGGCCGAUAUCAACUCAGGGCUAGUACUGAAGCGUACCAAGACCGGAUGCUUUACCUGUCGGAAGAGGAGGAAGAAGUGUGAUGAAGCCAGGCCAAAAUGCGGUGCGUGUUCGAGGAACGGUCUGCGAUGUUCAUGGCCCAAAUUCUCAGGGAAGUACGGGCAUUCCAGUAUUCUCGAUCAGGUUGAAGUUGCAAGUGUCUCAGAGAAAGGCAGCACGCAGGACCCUCAGAAUCGGCAUUGCACGAAGAGAGACUUCAACCCAUAUGAAGGCCUCGACAUGCCCACGGCUAGCAUAUCGCCUACCCUUGGAAACAUCAGUUCCGCAUCCAGACGAACGGCAUUGUCACCGCUACUGCUCCAAAGCUACUUGGAAAACACCUCACUACUUAUGGUGGCCAAGCCGGCCCACCUCAACGCAUUCUUGACGAUGCUCCUCCCUACAGCCUAUUUCGACGAGCUGAUGAUGGAUGCUCUCCUCGCCAUGAGCGGUCAGCAUCUAUGCGGAAUGCAUCGAUCUCAACCAGAAAUGCACCAGUCGACUUGGCAUCACUAUGGUAUGGCUCUGAGGGCUGUUCAUGGUCGAAUCCGUGAAGCGAAGAACCUCCCAGCAGCUGCACUUCUGGACUUGAUACUUGUUCUGCUACUUCUUUGCCACGCCGAGGCGUUCUCGGGGGAACAGCAUGGAACAAUGUACCACCACCUCCGCGCCUGCCGACAGCUGCUCCUACGACUUCUGGAACGUCCGGGAGAGAUUUUUCGCACGGGCACUCGGCGACUGAUGGGCCUUGCUCUGGAGAGCUAUUGCUUCCUGGCCGUCGUUGCGAACAUAACGCCAUAUGGACUUCUGGAGCUAAGAACGCUGCCCGUUGAGGAUCCAUUCCUACAAUCUGCUAAACAUCUCGAAUCGUACGAUACCUUUGGCAGCUUUUUUGCAUGCGGCUACAGUAUCUGUGCGGACAUACCUUCAAUUGCGAUGCUCGCAAGGCAGCGUCUGCUAGAGGACGACCUUCAUUCCGGUCACAUUUCCAGUGAAAGCAAGACCACCUACUACAGGAUUCUAAAGAAGCUCACACAUUGGCAAGUACCCAACCUUAGCUCAGAAAUGCUGCAGUGGUCGACAGCAUACAGAGCUACUGGAGAGAUCUGGAGACACGCAAUGCUGCUCUAUCUCAAGACCUCCAUGUGUGGAUCUACGAUCGGCAAUGCCGCACUUCUGGAUGAGAUACAGUACCACGUUGACAUGGUGUUGCAUUUUCUGGCCCGUAUCGGCUCCUCGCCCUACGGCACCAUCAUGAUGUGGCCAGGGUUGAUCGCUGGCUCUUGCAUGACCAGCAGUGAGCAGCAACAAGCUAUGCUCCAGAGAUUGCGACUCUCUCGCUUCCCGAAUUUACAUCUGGUCCAGGCUUCGAAUCUACUGGAACUUCUGUGGGCGGACACAGACGAACAAGCAUUUGGCCCAUACGGACUUUUCAUGACCAUGAAGAAGUCCAAUAUCAAUUUGAGUAUUGCCUGA